AUGGCCACCCACACUUCUGCUGGUGUGCCAAUUCUCGACAUCAGGGGCGACAAGUCGGACCAUUCCCUGGUCGAAUAUCUCAAGCGGUCUCUCAAUGCUCCCGAGGGACAGUCGCGCAUGUUUCCAACCUUGCUACUUUAUGACGAACUGGGUCUAAAGCUGUUUGAGGACAUCACCUAUUUGGACGAAUACUACCUCACCAACGCCGAGAUUGACACUCUCACAAGACAUGCCAGCAAGAUUGUCGAGCGAAUUCCCGACGGCGCCCGUCUCGUUGAGUUGGGCAGCGGGAAUCUCCGCAAGGUGAACAUCCUCCUCAAAGCAUUCGAGGAGGCCAAGAAAAACGUCGAGUACUAUGCUCUGGAUCUAUCUCUGUCCGAGCUCAAGCGUACCUUUGCCCAACUGGACAUCAAUGCAUUUCAUCAUGUCACUUUCCGGGCAUUGCAUGGUACCUAUGACGAUGGCCUUGAGUGGCUGAAGACAUCAGCGACAGACGCCAGGACGACCUGUAUCAUGACCAUGGGGUCUUCCCUGGGCAACUUCACCCGAGAGGAAGCAGCUCAGUUCCUCACUUCGUUCAGGAAAGUGUUGGCGGCUUCGGAUUUUGUCAUCGUGGGCCUCGACGCGUGCCAGCAGCCUGACCGCGUCUUCCAUGCCUAUAAUGACUCGUUGCAUGUCACUGAACGCUUUUACCGCAACGGUCUCACUCACGCCAAUAACAUCCUGGGCUAUGAGGCUUUCCGUCAGGAUGAGUGGUCAAUUGAAGGCAUGUAUGAUGAGAACCAGAGGAAACACCAGGCGUCGUAUGUGGCCUUGAAGACGAUCAAAAACAAGGACUUUUCCUUUGAGAAGGGCGAGAAGAUCCAUUUGGAGGACGCAUUCAAGUACUCCGAGGCGGAUCGUGAUGCUCUGUGGCAUAUCGCGGGCCUCAUUCCUCAGAUGUCUUACAGCAACAAGACCAACGACUAUUUUAUUCAUCUCUUGUCACCGGCCACCAUCAAUUUCCCAAGCGAGCCGGCCGAGUUUGCAGCGAGCCCGGUGCCCUCUCUCAACGACUGGCAACAGCUUUGGGCGGCUUGGGAUAUAGUGACCAGGUCCAUGGUUCCGCGGGACGAGCUGCUCAACAAACCCAUCAAGCUCCGAAAUGACUUGAUCUUCUAUCUGGGUCAUAUCCCUACAUUCGCAGACAUCCACUAUGUGAAGGCCACCAAGGCAAAGCCCACAAAUCCAGCUUAUUACAUGUCCAUAUUUGAGCGAGGAAUCGAUCCAGAUGUGGACAAUCCCGAGGUGUGUCACGAUCAUAGUGAGAUCCCAGACUCGUGGCCUCCAUUAGAGGAGAUCUUGAACUAUUCGCAACGUGUUCGAGAUCGUAUCGUCGAGAGCGUUCACUCUGGCCGAGCUUACACCGACCGCAAGCUUAGCCGUGGCCUAUGGCUUGCUUAUGAGCAUGAAGCGAUGCACUUGGAAACCUUCCUUUACAUGCUGCUUCAGAGCGAGCGCGUUCUGCCACCUCCAGGACAGGAUUUGCCUGACUUUGAAGCCAUGGCUGUUGAAGCUCGCACGAAUCGUACUUCAAACAAGUGGCACCGUAUUCCUGCGAGCAGGGUUACAAUCGGAUUGGACGAUGCAGAGAACGACUCCGGCCCUGAGAGGUACUUCGGCUGGGAUAACGAGAGACCUUCGCGCACGGUGGCUGUCCACGAAUUCGAGGCCCAAAGUCGCCCGAUCAGCAAUGGUGAAUAUGCUCGUUUCUUGGAAACCACUCACAAGGAUUCUCUCCCUGCCUCGUGGGCAGCCUCCAAAGCAGAUACGGAUCUCAAUGGAACCAACGGCACGAACGGUGUGAACGGCCAUACCUCGGAGGUGCAGAUGGCCAGUCCCUCGUUUGUCGAAGGCAAGGCUAUCCGAACCGUCUACGGCCUUGUUCCUCUCAAAUACGCCCUGGACUGGCCUGUGAUGGCUUCGUACGACGAGUUGGCGGCCUACGCGGAAUGGUCUGAUGGACGCAUUCCCACCAUGGAAGAAGCCCGAAGCCUUUACCAGUACGUUGAGAACCAGGACAGCGUCUUGCAGAAGGUUACCAGCAAGUUGAUUUCAGCCGUGAACGGCCAUCUCUCAAAUGACGGUGUCGAAGAGACGCCUCCAACAGGCCAUCAAUCGAAUGGUGUCGCCAAUGGGAGUGCAAAUGGUAGUCCCUUGAACCCCAAUGAGCUCUUCGUCGAACUGGCCGAUCGCAACGUUGCCUUCCGCCACUGGCAUCCAACGCCGGUGACUGGCAACGGCGACCGUCUACGUGGACAGAGUGAUCUUGGGGGCCUGUGGGAAUGGACCAGCACACCAUUGGCGCCGCACGAAGGAUUCAAAGCCAUGGAUCUGUAUCCCGGGUACACGGCUGACUUCUUCGAUGGCAAGCAUAAUGUUUGUCUGGGAGGCAGCUGGGCGACUGUACCGCGAAUUGCAUUGAAGAAGACCUUUGUCAACUGGUACCAGAGGAACUAUCCCUAUGUUUGGUGCACGGCCAGACUUGUCAGGGAUACAGUCGUCUGA
Fonsecaea nubica is the source of this 2547-nucleotide messenger RNA. RefSeq lists its product as hypothetical. The record is from RefSeq and is a predicted model, not a curated record. Lineage: Eukaryota; Fungi; Ascomycota; Eurotiomycetes; Chaetothyriales; Herpotrichiellaceae. The transcript is spliced from 7 exons. The coding region runs from base 1 to 2547 and encodes 848 amino acids.